Messenger RNA from Hirundo rustica (Barn swallow), 2635 nucleotides. RefSeq names its product adenosine A3 receptor (gene ADORA3). Lineage: Eukaryota; Metazoa; Chordata; Aves; Passeriformes; Hirundinidae. Gene Ontology annotation, biological process: G protein-coupled adenosine receptor signaling pathway. The record is from RefSeq and is a predicted model, not a curated record. Gene Ontology annotation, cellular component: membrane; synapse; dendrite. The transcript has 2 exons. Gene Ontology annotation, molecular function: G protein-coupled adenosine receptor activity. Bases 1126 to 2076 code for a protein of 316 amino acids.
CACUGGGGCUGCUCCAUCCUCCAGCCCCAUCUUCCACCUCCAUCCUCCAUCUCCCUCCUCCAUCCACAUCCUCCAUCUCCCUCCUCCAUCCACAUCCUCCAUCUCCAUCCUCCAUCUCCAUCCUCCAUCUCCCUCCUCCAUCCACAUCCUCCAUCUCCAUCCUCCAUCUCCAUCCUCCAUCUCCAUCCUCCAUCCACAUCCUCCAUCUCCCUCCUCCAUCCACAUCCUCCAUCUCCAUCCUCCAUCUCCAUCCUCCAGCCCCAUCCUCCAUCUCCAUCCUCCAUCUCCAUCCUCCAUCUCCAUCCUCCAUCCACAUCCUCCAUCUCCAUCCUCCAUCUCCAUCCUCCAUCCACAUCCUCCAUCUCCCUCCUCCAUCUCCCUCCUCCAUCCACAUCCUCCAGCUCCAUCCUCCAGCUCCAUCCUCCAUCUCCAUCCUCCAUCUCCAUCCUCCAGCUCCAUCCUCCAGCCCCAUCCUCCAGCCCCAGCUGCCCCGUCCAGCCGGGCAGGGCCCUCUGCUCCAGCACCCACCCUCUGCCUUUACAGCUUGGUUUUCUUUCUCGUGGUCCUGCUCUGAUUUGAUCAGGAAUCAAUUUUUCCCCGAGUCAGGUCUGCUUUGCCCAUGUCGGAAAUGGCAGAGUGACCUCACCCAGGAGCCUUUGGUUUUCGAGUGCAGCUCCCUUCAACACCCCUGAGCUGCUUCAGUUGUGAGAGUGACUGGAGAGAUAAGCUGGGGUGAUAAGUGGCAGCUUUGCUGCCAACUGCUGUUGACAUUUCUGCGCUUCUAAAACAGCUUGAAAGAGGAACCUGUAGAACUAUUUCUUUAUAAGUUGCUGGUAAGAAGAACUCUGGAAGCUUUCCCACGUUUUCCCUUCGAAACAGCUUCCCGAGGCACUUUGCUGACUCGAGGCUGCUGAAGGGAUGCAGUGAGCUUCAGGAUGGGUCUCCAGGGAAGGGAACGGCUCCUGGAUGCUGACAUGUCAGUGCUGAGGACACGAGAUGGAACACAGGUUUGGAUGUUGGAGAAUCUCUGAAAGAAUCGAGCAGCACAUGUUGAAGGUCCCACACGUGGCCAUCGAUUUCCUUCCGCAGCUGCAGCCCGGGCAGGAGUAGCUGCAGCAGCUCAAGAUGCCAAACAGCAGCCUGCCCCUGAGCAGCCUGGAUGGGUUCUACAUCGGCACCGAGUGCCUGGUGGCUUUGUUCGCCACGCUGGGCAACAUCCUGGUGAUGUGGGUGGUGAGGCUGAACGCGGCGUUCCAGAACACCACGUUCUAUUUCAUCGCGUCCCUGGCGCUGGCCGACAUCGCCGUGGGGCUCCUGGUCGUGCCCCUGGCCAUCGUGGUGAGCCUGGGCAUCGCCAUGCCCGCCUACGGCUGCCUCUUCUUGUGCUGCCUGAUGCUGGUGUUCACCAACGCCUCCAUCCUGUCCCUCCUGGCCAUCGCCAUCGACAGGUACCUGCGAGUCAAGCUGCCCACCAGAUAUAAAAUAAUCACGACAGAGAGGAGAGUUUGGCGGGCCCUGGGGCUGUGCUGGGGCCUGUCCCUGCUGGGAGGGCUCGUCCCCAUGUUUGGCUGGAACAAGGCAGACUCCAGGAGCUCCAGCUUCUUCAGGUGCCGCUUCAUCCACGUGAUAAGGAUGGAUUACAUGGUGUAUUUCUGCUUCUUCGCCUGGACCCUCGUGCCCCUGCUCGUCAUGUGUGCUCUGUAUGCCGAGAUCUUCUACAUCCUCCGCACGAAGCUCAGCCAAAGGAGCACUGUGAGAGGGGAUGGGGCUUUCUAUGGCCAGGAGUACAAGACAGCCAAGUCUCUUGCAUUUGUUCUCUUCCUGUUUGCAAUCUCCUGGCUGCCUCUGUGCAUCAUAAACUGCGUCUUCUAUUUUAACCCCGAGUCUCAGAUCCCCCCGCUUUGGAUUUACUUCGCAAUCCUCUUAUCCCAUGCCAAUUCUGCCAUGAACCCCAUUGUCUAUGCUUACAAGAUAAAGAAGUUCAAAACCACGUACCUUCUAAUUUUAAGGACCUAUAUCCUUUGCAAAAAACCGGACCCAGCUCCUACAGAGCUAACAACAGACCCACAGUCAUAAAUGAAGGCUGAACCUGCCUGUGGGCACCGGACCAUUGAUACACCUCAUGGCUUUGCUACGAAACUCUUGGGAGCUGUGGAUCUGGAGCUGCUCUAAAGCUGUAUGUGAAUAUAUGUCUUUAUGUAAUACAAUUUCUAAACACAGAAGAUGGAAAUCUUGUCUAGUUGGGGGUUUUGUGGUUUUUUAACACGAGGGUUGGUUGAGUUGAUUGGGGAACAGGAUGUCUUCUCUGCUGUUCAUAAGCCAGCAGCUCACAAGCUCGCUGUGCUCACACCAUUUGUCUUGUCUGUCCGUUCCGACUAAACCUGAGCCUGGUCAGCUUGUGCUUCAGCCAGCGUUGUCACAUUUUCAUGAGUAAUAAUAAAUAGUAGAUGGAUUUUACAUUAAUUUGGCCUGCUGAGUCCUGCCAUGACAAUCAAAAAACCCUGCCCAUUUUCAGUCAAUGUCCUGCCUGGGAUGGCACAGGAGUUGCAGUAAUUGUUACACCACAGCUGACACAGCCUUUAUUUAGGGAACACAGGGAAAACUGAGAAGAGGUUGUUAAAGGUCAGGCUCUUCU